Molecule: messenger RNA, 1227 nt
Organism: Verruconis gallopava
Lineage: Eukaryota; Fungi; Ascomycota; Dothideomycetes; Venturiales; Sympoventuriaceae
Exons: 5
Coding region: 133-1032 (299 amino acids)
Biological process (GO): ubiquitin-dependent protein catabolic process
Cellular component (GO): proteasome core complex, alpha-subunit complex; nucleus; proteasome core complex
Source: RefSeq, a predicted model, not a curated record
GCUGGUCAUCACCACUGCUAACCUCCGACCUCCCUAUUCUUCGCCUCCAAAUCCCCCUUUGCUCUGUUGCUCAAGCCUUCCUCCAGUGCCUUGCACGUCCGCUAAACUCGCUGCCAAAGAAACAUUGUAGCCAUGACUUCGAUAGGUACAGGCUACGACCUUUCAAACUCCGUCUUCUCGCCCGACGGUCGCAACUUUCAGGUCGAAUAUGCGGUCAAAGCAGUAGAGAACGGCGGCACCGCAAUUGGAAUAAGAUGCAAGGACGGCGUAGUGCUGGCCUUGGAGAAGCUGGUCACUAGCAAGCUGCUCAAGCCGGGAGCCAACAAGCGCAUAGCAACGGUAGACCGGAACAUUGGUGUUGUUUCGGCGGGUCUAUUACCAGACGGCAGACACUUCGUUUCACGGGCUCGCGACGAAGCGGCUUCCUGGCGACAAACAUACAAGGCGCCGAUCCCUACCGCGUCACUGGCAGAUCGCAUGGGCAGCUACGUCCAGGCACACACGCUCUAUUCGAGCGUGCGACCGUUCGGUAUGACGGCCAUCAUCGGAGGCUGGGACAGCGAAGCCGAUCUAAAGGUGGACGGCGAGGUUGGAUCGGGACCCAAAGUCCCCGGCGGCAAGAAGGCGGGUGGCAAGCGUGGAGGACCGUUCCUGUACAUGAUCGAGCCGAGCGGCUUGUAUUGGGGCUACUACGGUGCCGCAACAGGCAAGGGUCGGCAGGCGGCAAAGGCAGAGCUUGAGAAGCUCGACCUUGCGUCAGGAAACCUAACACUAGAGCAAGGCGUGAAAGAGGCAGCCCGCAUCAUCUACGUCGCACAUGAAGACAGCAAAGACAAAGACUUCGAGCUAGAAAUGACAUGGAUCAGCUCGUUGGACGGUCCGACGAAAGGUCGACAUGAAGAAGUGCCAGAAGAGAUACGCAAGGAGGCGGAGCGGUUAGCAAAGAAGAGUAUGGACGACGACGAUGACGACGACGACGACGAUGAUGAUGACGAUGACGAAGAUGACAAGAAAGACAAGAUGGAAGAGUGAGCAUCCUCGGUCGUCUCCAAAAGUUUAAGAUCUUGUACACUACACCGGGCAAGGCGCAUCACGCACAAAGCUUUGGGCGAGUACCAUGGGACGGGGGGGGAAAUCAUAGCAUGUAGAAUUGAGCGUUUGGCGCUUUUUAGUUCGAUCAAUCAAUGAACCGCCCAAAUCUAGACCGCACGGCGUUUCUGUACCUAA